AUGGCGCAGCAAGCAGUCGACCUCGAUGCUCUUAUCAUCGGGGCAGGAUUCAGCGGGAUAUAUCAGCUCUACCGGCUGAGGCAGAUGGGCUUAUCAGUCAAGGUGAUAGAUAUGGCCGGCGAUGUGGGAGGGACGUGGUAUUGGAAUCGAUACCCCGGUGCAAUGAGCGACACCGAGAGCUUUGUAUACCGAUUCUCAUGGGACAAGGAAGACCUGCGGACCUACCCCUGGACACAUCACUAUGUCAAACAGCCUGAAGUCCUGGCCUAUCUCCAACAUGUCGUCGAACGACACGACCUCCGGAAAGACAUGCAGUUCAACACGGAGUUGUUAUCCGCUAGAUGGGACGAUACAUCCAAAUUCUGGCGCGUGGAAUUGAGCACGGGCAAGACUCUCAGGGUACGAUAUCUCGUCACGGCGCUGGGCCUCCUGUCUAAAGCCAACUACCCGGAUAUACCAGGCAUCGACACGUUCCAGGGCCAAAAGGUCCACACGGCAAAAUGGCCGCCGGGACUCGAUGUCACGGGCAAACGCGUCGGCAUUAUAGGCUGUGGUUCGACCGGCGUCCAAGUCAUCACCGAUAUCGCCAGCAAGGUCAAAUCGCUGACCUGCUUCCAACGACACCCUCAAUACAGCGUGCCCAGCGGCGAUCGGCCCGUCGACCCUGCCUACCGGCAGUGGGUCAACGAGAACUACGACGCCAUAUUCGAGCAAGUAAAGAACAGCGUCGUUGGGUUCGGCUUCGUCGAAUCCACACGGCCUUACGCGUCCGUCUCGUCGCCCGAGGAACGCGAAGCCAUUUUCGAAUCCCUCUGGCGCCAGGGCAACGGCUUCCGCUUCAUGUUCGGCGGCUUCAACGACAUCGCCACCGACAAGGUCGCCAACGAAGCGGCCUGCGCCUUCAUCCGCAAGAAGAUCCGCGAAAUCGUCAAGGACCCCGAAAAGGCCCGCAAGUUGCAACCGCACGAUUACUACGCGCGGCGACCUCUCUGCGACGGCGGCUACUUCGAGCAGUUCAACCGAGAGAACGUAGAUGUCGUCCACCUCCAAGAAACCCCCAUCACCCGCAUCACGGAAAAGGGCGUCCAGACGACGGCUCAACUGUACGAACUCGACGUCCUGAUCUUUGCGACGGGCUUUGACGCCAUCGAGGGCAAUUACAACCGCGUGCGCAUCCAGGGCCGCGACGGCGUCUCGCUCAAGGAAUACUGGGCCCCCACAGGCCCGACGAGCUACCUGGGCGUGUCGGUGCCGGGGUUCCCCAACCUCUUCCUGAUCACAGGUCCUCAGGGCCCGUUUACCAACCUGCCGCCGGCGAUUGAGGCGCACGUCGACCUCAUCUCCGGCCUCAUUGCUCGCGCGGAGAAAGGCCGCAGGGAGAACAAGGUCCCCGUCAUCGAAGCCACAAGGGAGGCCGAGCAAGAAUGGUGUGCCGAGUGUGAGCGGGUCGCCGAGGGCAGUCUCUUCAAAGAAACGGCAAGUUGGAUCUUUGGCCAAAAUGUCCCGGGCAAGAAGUAUGCCUUGCGAUUCUACUUUGGCGGGCUGAAGGCCUUCUACGAGGCGGUGCAGAAAGUCAUUGAUAACGAUUAUGCUGGGUUCAAGCCUUUGCAACCGGCUGGAAACGAGGCUCAACAAGGGCUUCGCGGCGAAGUGGGUGACCAGAAACCUCUCGUAGCACGGCUAUAG
Cladophialophora carrionii CBS 160.54 is the source of this 1686-nucleotide messenger RNA. RefSeq lists its product as uncharacterized. The record is from RefSeq and is a predicted model, not a curated record. Gene Ontology annotation, molecular function: flavin adenine dinucleotide binding; N,N-dimethylaniline monooxygenase activity; NADP binding. The transcript has a single exon. The coding region runs from base 1 to 1686 and encodes 561 amino acids. NCBI's taxonomy places the organism in Eukaryota, Fungi, Ascomycota, Eurotiomycetes, Chaetothyriales, Herpotrichiellaceae.